This is a messenger RNA of Pararge aegeria (speckled wood butterfly), 3714 nucleotides long. RefSeq names its product potassium voltage-gated channel protein Shal (gene Shal). The transcript has 5 exons. The record is from RefSeq and is a predicted model, not a curated record. Lineage: Eukaryota; Metazoa; Arthropoda; Insecta; Lepidoptera; Nymphalidae. Bases 11 to 1729 code for a protein of 572 amino acids. Gene Ontology annotation, molecular function: A-type (transient outward) potassium channel activity; protein binding. Gene Ontology annotation, cellular component: voltage-gated potassium channel complex; membrane. Gene Ontology annotation, biological process: protein homooligomerization; potassium ion transmembrane transport.
UGAGCACGCGAUGGCGUCGGUCGCCGCAUGGCUGCCGUUCGCGCGCGCUGCUGCUAUCGGCUGGGUGCCCAUCGCCACGCACCCUUUGCCGCCCCCGCCCGUCCCCAAGGACAGGCGUCGCGCUGAGGACGAGAAGCUCCUUAUCAACGUCUCCGGCCGCCGCUUCGAGACAUGGAGGAACACCCUCGAGAAAUACCCCGACUCCCUCCUCGGCUCCACCGAGAGAGAGUUCUUCUACGACGAGGACAGUCGGGAGUACUUCUUCGACAGAGACCCGGAUAUAUUUAGACACAUACUGAACUACUAUAGGACCGGUAAACUCCACUACCCGAAACACGAAUGCUUGACUGGGUACGAUGAGGAACUCGCGUUUUUCGGUAUUCUACCAGACGUGAUAGGUGACUGUUGUUAUGAAGACUACAGGGAUAGGAAACGUGAGAAUGCGGAGAGACUUAUGGACGAUAAACUCAGUGAAGCUGGGGACCAGAGUCUGCCCCAGCUAACGGACUUGCGGCAGAAGAUGUGGAGGGCUUUCGAGAACCCCCACACUUCGACUGCUGCCCUAGUAUUUUACUAUGUGACUGGAUUUUUCAUUGCCGUUUCUGUGAUGGCGAACGUCGUCGAGACGGUACCGUGUGGGCAUAGACCUGGUAGAGCAGGCACGCUGCCCUGCGGAGAGAGAUACAAGAUAGUUUUCUUUUGUUUGGAUACCGCUUGCGUGAUGAUUUUCACAGCUGAGUAUCUCUUGCGGCUGUUCGCAGCGCCAGAUCGCUGCAAAUUCGUGAGAUCUGUCAUGUCUAUCAUAGAUGUCGUCGCUAUCUUGCCGUACUACAUCGGGCUGGGGAUCACUGACAACGACGACGUGUCUGGCGCUUUCGUGACCUUAAGAGUGUUCCGAGUGUUCCGUAUCUUCAAAUUCUCGCGGCACUCGCAAGGACUUCGAAUCCUCGGGUAUACACUGAAGUCUUGCGCCAGCGAACUUGGAUUCCUCGUGUUCUCGUUGGCAAUGGCUAUCAUAAUAUUCGCCACAGUGAUGUUCUACGCGGAGAAGAAUGAACAGGACACAAACUUCACUUCCAUUCCAGCUGCCUUCUGGUACACCAUAGUCACUAUGACUACACUUGGCUACGGAGACAUGGUCCCGGGCACGAUAGCCGGGAAGAUCGUGGGAGGUGUCUGCUCUCUUUCUGGCGUGCUGGUGAUAGCUCUACCCGUCCCUGUCAUCGUGUCCAACUUCUCGCGGAUCUACCAUCAGAACCAGAGGGCUGAUAAGCGGAAGGCGCAAAGGAAAGCACGCCUUGCACGCAUCCGCAUAGCCAAAGCAUCGUCUGGAGCCGCGUUUGUCUCCAAAAAGAAGGCGGCAGAAGCCCGCCUCGCCGCCCAGGAAUCGGGUGUCGAGUUAGAUGACGCCGGUCGGGAUGAGGACAUCUUCGAAUUGCAGCAUCACCAUCUAUUAAGGUGUUUGGAGCGUACCACGGACCGGGAAUUUGUGGAAAUGGAGAAUCCUUAUAACGGUGCAGCCAAACGGCCUGGUUCGCCCUCACCGUUGGCCUCGCCCGCGCAUUCGGGAAGGGCACCCGCACUGCUUGCUUGUUGCGCGCGAUGCGGAUGCUGCCCACAGAAAUAUCAGCAAGCAUGCGGUAAGUACAUUCCAGCGGGCAGCACAGUCCAGGGCAACCAGACCGGUGUGGCGAUGGACGGGACAUAUCUAGUCGAAGCAUCCUUCUAGGACUCGACGUCUAGCGCUCAUGUUGAGAGCUAUGUGUGAACUUUAGUUUAGUGUGGUUGUGAUCUUCCACACGGAGCCCGGACAAUUCCAAUAACUGGGACUCCUUAAAGACAUUGCGCAAAUAAUUACUAGACUAUUAUAUUAUCUGUAAAUCUUAACACGAUACUGCCUAAAUAUUAAACGGUACCCUUAGUACGACAUCGAAUCAUUCGAAAGCGUCCAUAGUUUUCGAGUACUCGAUAAUAUAACGUGAGAGUAAAUUUAACGGUGACUGUUUUAUCGUCUUUCAAUGAUCGCUUCUUUAAUACUAAAAAUAAAAAUGUCCAACUUUAAAACAAGGACCAUCAGGUCAAUAUAACUAAAUACAAUGAUAUCGUGUUUUUGUAAUGUAAAACUUCGACGCUUUCUUGGUGCGCUUCUCUUACUAAGGGUAUAGAUAUCUUAUAUGUAUCGAGAGUUUAAUAAACUAACGGAGACUAUAUGAGACCCUAAUCAGAUUUAAAUCAUCGACCUUUAGUAUGAAAUUAUACAUCGGUGAUUUUCGAGAAUCACCAGAGUAAAAUGAAACGUAAAAACUAGAGUUAAGAUCCAUUUUACUCUGACAUUAUUCUGUUUCGAUACUCGAAAACGUUUACGUAUUAUAACUAUUUCUUACUUAUAACAAUCUUUCACUGACCAUUUGGCAUUGAUUGAUGUUAUCUCAUUGGAUCUCCAUUAGGAUACAUAACGUUAAUCCCGUUCGUGUUUUCUUUUACUCGUGUAGUAAAAACCAGUAUUAAUAAGAUUUUUAAUGUUAAAAACUUGAAUGAUUGGCUUGAAUUUUGCCCCGCGACGAUGUUAAGCCACGUAUUCGUUUGUGUACAUUUUAAAUUUAUAACAAAUGAAUGUGCACCGGGUGCCUACCCGGUGCACAUUCAUUUGUGAUAAAUGAAUGUGCAUUGAAUGCCUAUUCAAACGAGUUCUUCUUCAAUACUACUCGAAAAAUAGUGUAAUCAUAACAUUAAUCUGGAUGUCAUUUAAACACUGGUCGUGUUAUUUAGAUUAUUGUUUUAAUCUGCCAUAAAGAUUUGUUGAACAGUCUACUUCAACAUGCUGCCUAAUAAGUGAAAAGAAAACUUUUGAAAUGCAAUAUUUUCCUGUUGUCAUUCAAGUUUUCUUAAGUUGUCCCUUUUUAUGGAAGAGGCAAUGAAAUAUGGCAAUGGAAUUUCGAUCACUGGACCAUCAAGAGUUUACUCAGCGUAGCGCAAUCAUUAAUUUUGCAAUCAUUAACAUCCGCUGUUUGGAUCCAGUGGUACUUCAAACCUUAAAAUACUUUUAUGGCUAACAUACGAGGCAGACUUUUCAUUGGUAUAUUAAACACGUCUCGUCGAGAUACCAUUUUAAGUUUCAGCGAUAAUUAUUAUGUUCGAUACUAUUUGAUUAGUGAAAGAUUUCAAUGAUGAUACAUUUUUUACAGAAACAUUUACGUGAUGUAUCUGAAAGAUUUCUAUGCAAGUGGAUACGUGGCUUUAUAGACUUCCGCUUCCGAAAAUCUUAAGUAAAAAAAAGACAAGUUAGUUUUUCAAAUUACAUUCUAGUCAAUAGUGGGAAUCAUAUCAAUAUCAGUAACAGGAAUAAUUUUUAAGCUGGAAUCACACUUAUGACUCGCCACGUGUAUAAGCUAUCAAGUGACUCGUUUUCCGAUAACAACGUACUUCAUUUAAGCGUUUUGCAAAACUCUAAUGAGCCAUCGGCAUUAGUAAUAGUGGCAUUUUCGGCGCGUUUCGUGGCGCGUUAUAAGGGCUAUUCCGGUAUUAUUCUUAGCUUUCUCUGUGGUUUUUUUGUUUAAUUCGCUAGGUCACUAGUGCCUUGAUUUAUGCAAAGGAAAAUGGGGGCUGGGUGUGGCUGUAUUGCAGGCAACUUUAAGGAAGUAUUGAGGUAGUGAUGCUGUAAGGGCUUGGACUUUUUGCAUCUCACAUAUAGUAAGUCAAAGUCAGAAAUAUCUU